UCGGCUGUGUUUUGUCACAGUGUUUUUUUAAUUUCAGCCUAUUGUGACGCUGGAUAAUACACGUCACGUGCCCAAAGGCGCUGUCGCUUCAUCACUCGACCUAUUAACGUUAUUAUUUUUGCGCUUGCUUUGAGCGUUGACGACCUGGACGUGCUGACAUUAGCUGAGUAGCUACGCUAUCUAGCCACACAGCGAGCUAACUUAGCUGCAAGUGUUCUUCCAAAAGACUGAAUGCAUCAAACGCUGACCUCAUAAGCACAUCCGGUGAAGGACGACGUGAUGGGUUCGGUCAGAGCGAUGGCGUCAACCAGGUUACUGUGUUUGUUCAACGCGAAGGCAGCAGACUCGACCAACACAUUAGCCAGGGCAUACUGGAGUGUGUGCCCCAGGAGGCACAUAUGCAGUUCACCUUCAAGACUGCACGGCUGUAUGUCCGCCUGGGUCAUUGAUCAGUAUGGCACUAAUGGUUCAUUGAAGUACACAGAAGAACUUCCGGUCCCCACUGUCAGUUCUCCCAGCGAGGUGAUGAUUAGAGUCCAUGCCGCCAGUCUCAACCCUCUUGAUAUAUCUAUGAGGGGUGGUUAUGGUGCUAAAAUACUUAAAUUCAGAAGGGAUCCAUUGUCUGUGAUGCACGAUGACAGUGAGUUCCCUCUGAUUCUGGGUCGUGACGUGUCUGGGGUGGUGGAGGACUGUGGAUCUGAGGUGACACAUGUUGUUCCAGGAGAUGAGGUGUGGGCCACGGUUCCCCCAUGGAAACAAGGCAGUUUGGCAGAAUUUGUGACUCUAACAGAGUAUGAGGUUUCCCAUAAACCAAAAUUAUUGAGUCACACAGAGGCAGCAUCGAUCCCAUAUGUAGCCAACACGGCUCUGUCUGCACUUGUCAAUGCAGGUGGUCUUUGCAGAGACAGCUCGUCAAAUAAAAGAGUUUUGAUCACUGGAGGAUCGGGAGGUGUUGGAACAUUUUCUAUUCAGUUAUUGAAGGCCUGGGGUGCCCACGUAACCGUUACCUGCUCACAGAACGCCGAAGGCCUCGUUAGAGGGCUGGGGGCCGAUGAGGUCGUGGACUACACGGCACGAGAUUCGCUUAAACAGCUAGAAAUGAUGGAGAAGUUUGACGUGAUCUUGGACAACGUGGGGGGGGAAACGGAGCAGUGGGCGAUGGGCCUGCUGAAGCCUUGGUCUGGGGCAAAGUACGUCACGCUGGUAACACCUUUACUCCUCAACACUGAUUCCUUGGGCCUCAUGGGCGGGAUCCUUCAAGCUGGAUGCUCACUGCACAGCAAGGUCAUACAGAACGUCAUGUCAAGUGGAGUCUUCUAUCGGUGGGGAUUUUAUGCGCCAGAUGGGCCUGCCCUGGACGAGGUCAGCAAGCUGGUGGAUGCAGGGAUGAUCCUGCCAGUAGUGGAGGCCCAGUUUCCAUUUACCCAGGUGCCCCAGGCUUUCCAGAAGUUGGAGAAUGGCCACGCCAGAGGGAAGACAGUGGUCAGGGUGGUUGAAGAGGAUGACCAACAGGCCGAGGAGCAAAACGGUCGCUCAGAGACUGCAGGGUCUGAGCACGAAGUCCAAGAAACGGCCAAGACCAACUAGAGACAGUGGGCAGAGUACGAGUUGAGCUGUGAUUCCUCUCACCUUGUUUCAAAGGCCACUCCUGACAGCAGCAGACCGUUUACCAAGGAGAGCAGAGGUGCUGCUCUGAUGCAGCAGACGACAAGGGUGACCCGAGCUUGUCAUGGGAGCGUGCCGACUGUUGCGUUUGGUAAAGCGUAUUCCUUCCUGGACUGUCCUGUCACAAGAGCUAUGCAGCAUUCCCGCCAUGGCAACGUUAGAAAGGUUACCAGCCGUGGACUUUAAAUGCCAUUCAGGUCACUCAGCACCCAGCUGGUCCAACCAGGCUUUUAGUAGCUUUCUGAUUACUGCACUCUAUCCAGUCAGGAGUCACUUGAACCAGGAGGGCACACUGAGCGCAGACCUCCGCCAAGGCCACUCUACUCCACACUAAUUGGAAUCCUUGGUCCUUACCCCCUUCCACAGAAGGUCCAUUAAAUCAUAAAUUGGGGGUCUCUUCGUAUUUCAUACAGAACUACACUGAAAACAUGGUGUUUUUUUUUUUGCGUUUGUCCAUGUUGAGUUGUUUGACAACCAUCUUGUCAUAACUCUGGGAAUCUUUCCCAACAUUGUGUUACAUUUCACAUUUGGGUGAAUGCAGGUUACAAUAAGUGAGCGGAACAAAAUUAGUCAUUUAUUAUUUUGGCAAAAACAAAUAAUAAAGCUUGAAAUCUGAAACAUUAAGUCUGUACCUUGUUGUAAACCGAGUGCUGCUUGAUGUGCUGUACAAUAUAUCAAACACUUUUAUUGACAAAAAUACUUUUAUUAUCCUGAAAACAAGAGUUGUGUGCUGUGUAAUUUUGAUGAAACAAAUAAAAAGAUUGAUGGGAA
Pseudoliparis swirei is the source of this 2436-nucleotide messenger RNA. Its product is annotated as reticulon-4-interacting protein 1 homolog, mitochondrial-like. Gene Ontology annotation, molecular function: oxidoreductase activity; zinc ion binding. The record is from RefSeq and is a predicted model, not a curated record. NCBI's taxonomy places the organism in Eukaryota, Metazoa, Chordata, Actinopteri, Perciformes, Liparidae. The transcript has 9 exons. Bases 280 to 1587 code for a protein of 435 amino acids. Gene Ontology annotation, cellular component: mitochondrion.